AUGCUUCCUUCACUCUUAGAGUUGCAUUUGUCUGAUUGUCAUAUUAAUGUAAACCAGCUUCCACUCUCCCUAGACACCAUUAACUUCACAUCAAUUUUGGUCCUUGAUAUGUCAUAUAAUGAUCUUAUCAAUUCUUCAUUCCCCAGCUCGUUUUCUAAUCUCACUAGCCUAAAAGAACUUGAUCUCAGUUCGAAUUCUUUCAAUGGUCCCUUUCUUGAUGAAUUUUCGAGCCUCAAAAACCUAGAACACCUAGAUUUAUCUGGGAUGAGCCUCAAAGGUCAGAUUCCCCAUGUCAUCAGAAAUUUGUGCGAGUUGAAGAUACUAAAUCUUCGGUGGAACAAGUUUGAUGGAGACCUUCAAGAGUUUUUGAAUGGUUCCUCAAACUGUCGGAUAAUUGGGGGAUGCGGAAAGCUAUUGUUCCCACUCAAAUUUCCAAAAUUAAGUAGACUGAAUUUGCUUCAUAAUCAAUUUGAGGGCACAUUAGAGCUAUUUCCUACUAAUGCACCUCUUCUGCAAUACUUGGAGCUCUAUGAUAAUCGUUUAAAAGGAAGCAUUCCACCUUCUAUUUGUGAAAUGCAAUAUAUGAAAGUUUUAUCUCUAGGAAACAAUCGAUUAUCUGGAGAGCUUCCUCAAUCCUGGUGUUCGUGGGGACAUAUAAAUGUUGUGGAUGUGGGAAACAACAAUCUCUUUGGUAAUAUUCCGAGUUCAAUGGGCAUCCUAAGUUCUCUUGGUGUAUUGAAGAUGAACGACAAUGACUUUGGCGGGGAAAUUCCUUCUUCCUUGAAAAAUUGCUCUGAGUUGACAGAUAUUGAUUUUAGUGGUAACAAACUUACUGGAAACCUACCUUUAUGGAUUGGAUCAGAGCUAUCUGGAUUACAAAUUCUGCUACUGCGAUUCAACUUUCUGAGCAGAACUAUUCCUCAACAGUUGUGCAAUCUCAGAGAACUUCAUAUCCUAGACCUUGGUCAUAAUGACUUUUCAGGGACUAUUCCCAACUGCUUAAGUAAUCUGACUAAUCUAGUGUCUGCUGAUCCCCUUCCGUAUGUCUAUGAAAAUUACGAAGAGCAAACAACAGUUAUCUCGAAAGGAAGAGAACUUCAAUAUAGCAUUGUUCAUACUCUGCUUUAUGUAAUGAGCAUUGAUCUUUCAUCGAAUAAUUUAAAAGGCGAAAUUCCUGAAGAAAUAAGUUCCCUCAUCAGAUUGGGUUCCUUGAACUUAUCAAGGAACCAGUUAAUCGGAAAGAUUCCGUCAAAGUUCAGAAACUUAAGCAUGUUGGAAACACUUGAUCUCUCAUUCAAUCACCUUUCAGGACAAAUUCCCCAAAGCUUUUCUUCAUUGACCUCUUUGUCUCACUUGAACUUGUCUAACUACCUCUCCGGCAGAAUCCCUACAGGCCCCCAACUUCAAACACUGGAGAAUUCCUCCUAUGUGGGGAAUCCAUUACUCUGUGGAUUUCCUCUUUUAUCCGAGUGCCUGGGAGAUGACACACCAACAAAACAAAUUUUUCCCGGAGAAGACAGUGAAGAUGAAGAUGACAGCGAAAAGCUUGGUUUCUAUAUCAGCAUGGUCCUCGGGUUUGUCAUAAGCUUCUGGGCUGUUUAUGGCACUUUGGUCCUAAAGAGGGCAUGGAGGUAUGCCUAUUUUCGAUUCUGUGACAACAUCAAGGAGAGGAUCGCACUGAAAAUUGCAUUGAAAGUAGCUCGUUUGCAAGGAAGGCUUUGA
This is a messenger RNA of Rosa rugosa (rugosa rose), 1722 nucleotides long. RefSeq names its product receptor-like protein EIX2. The transcript has 2 exons. NCBI's taxonomy places the organism in Eukaryota, Viridiplantae, Streptophyta, Magnoliopsida, Rosales, Rosaceae. Gene Ontology annotation, molecular function: protein binding. The record is from RefSeq and is a predicted model, not a curated record. The coding region runs from base 1 to 1722 and encodes 573 amino acids.